AUUACUGUCUUGUAAUUGUGUUUGUGUACACCGCAUCAUUUAUUGACGCUUUUGUGACUUUGAUAUUUAUUAAAAAAUAUUAUUAAAUAAUUGUUUUAUAUUGUUUAUUAACAAUAAUUAUUGUAUAAAUUUUACAACUCUUUUCUGCAUUGAUUAGAAGAUAUAAAAAAAUAAAAUGUCGUUCAAUCGUGGAGUAAAGAGAAAUUCAUUUGGUAAUGUAAGAAAUAAUUUUGGAAGAUCUGGAGGAGGUGGAGGUGGUGGUAUUGGCGGUGGAAAUGGGGGAGGUAAUACUGGAAUGACUGGAGGACAAAAUAAUCGUGGAAUGAAUCCUUGGGAAAGUGGAAGUAUGCCUGGACGAGGUAUUCUACCAACUCCAAAUAAUAAUUUAUCAAUAAAUUCAUCACAAGCUGAAUUGGUUAUUGUUUCCAAUUUAUUGAAUAAUCUCAUUCGUACUCAACAAGAACCUCAACCUCAGGUACCAUCAUUGCUGAGCCUUGGAACAAGCUUAAGCAAUCCAUUAUCAAAUUUUCGAAAUCAAGGAAAUUUUGGUAACAAUGGUCGUUUCAAUGAUCGCCUACAACGUUUAGGAAAUAACAAAAAUCAACAACAACCACAACGUGCACAGCCCUAUAACAAGAUGGGCAAUAAUCGUGCUCGCGACGGAGUCGCCGGCCGACGUGGCCCUUCAUCCGCACAAUUUCGUGCACAAUCCCAGUCCGGAAAUCAACGUAACAAUGGAAACCAAAAUCAACAUCGCAACGAUAAAAAUACAAAAGCCUCUAAAAAAAAUGAGACGUCUAAAAAGGAACAACUGGAUGUUAAGAAAAAUAAUGAAAAGCCGAUUACUGAGAACGUUGUUAAAAGUGAAGAGGCUGAAGAAAGUCAGGAUAAGAAACGCGAUUGGAAGGAUGAAAAAAAAGAUGUUGAUGCUACUGUUGUUAAAAAAAUUGAUGACAAAGCUACUGCUAAUAAUAAUAAAAAAAAUGAUGAUAAUAAUGGUGGAAAAAAAAUUGAAACAAGACAUGCUGAUAGUCGUUAUUCAGCUGUUCCAACAACUCAAAUGACUUGUCACGUUUGCACUAAACGCAUGUGGGAUGGAUCUUCAUUUGAAAAUCAUCUUCGUGGACGUGCUCAUCAAUUGAUGAUGGAAAAACUUGAUGAAUCAUACAAGCUUAAAGUUGAUUUAAUGAGACAUGAACUUCGUGUAUCUGAAGAACAACGUGAAAUGAGUUUAAAUAAUUCAAAACGUCGUGGAAAAAAAGUUUCUGUUGAUUUAAAUGUACGUGAAUAUUGUACAAUGUGUGAUCUUAAUUUCUAUGGUACAUUAACAAAUCAUAGAAAAAGUGAUAAACAUCAACAAUUAAAAACAUUUUUACAUCCACGUUGUGUGCCAUGUUCAAAAGAAUUUCCAUCAAGAAUUGAAUAUGAUGAGCAUCGUUUAACACCUGGACAUAUGAUUAAUACAGUACAAACUGAAGAACAAAAGAAAACUAAAAAACAAAAACUUGCUAAAGGUGAAUCAGAAGUAUGUAAUGCUAAUGAUGAAGAAAAAGAUACACAAAUUAAUGAAGUUAAUAAAACAACUGAUAAAGAUGAAGAACCAUUGACUGAUAAUACUGAAUAUUUACUUGAUAUUACUGAUGAUAUGGAUAUGAAAAAAUAUAAAAUACCAUCACAAAAAUAUUUUAAACAAAAACAAAUUAAAAUUGGUAGUUCAAUGAUUAAAGAAGUACAAGGUUAUCAUUGUGAUAAAUGUCGUAAAUUUAUGUUAACACCUGAUGAUGUAUCAAUGCAUUUAAAAACAGUAACACAUUAUAAAAAUUUUGUUGCUGAAGUUAAAUUAUUAACAACACCAGUUGAAAAAGUUGAAGAGACUGUUAAUCCAACAACAGCAACACCAGUUGAAACACCAACAACAGAAACAACAGCAACAACAGCUGAUGAAUCAAGUGAAAUGAAAGUUGAUGAAAAAGAUACAACCACUGAAGAACCAUCAACUGUUAAUGAUGAUGAUAAUAAAGAAGAAAAUAAUCAAGAUAACGAUGAUGAUAAUGAUCAUGAUGGUAAUUUUAAACGUCGUAAACUUGAUACAACAUCAACAACAACAACAACUGAAAAUAAUGACGAUAAAAUAAAUGAUAUUGAUGAUAAAAUUGAUUCACAAAUGGAUGAAAUUGAUGAUAUUGAUGAUGACAUUGAAGAUCUUCAAAAUAUUAUUGAUAAUAGUGAUGAAAAUAAUAAAAUUCAAGAUACCAAUGAAAACGAUAAUUUAAUAAAUGACAUAAUAAAUGAUAAAAUUAAUGAUGAUGUUGAAAAUAAUGGUAUUAAAGAAUCAAUGAAUAUACAAAAUGAAUUAAAAAAUAAUUGUAAUGAUGAUGAAGAAGAAGAAGGUGAUGUUUCAAUGAUGUCAGUUGAAGCAUUUGGUGAUAAGCCAAAAAUUGAUAAUAAAACAACUGAAAAUAAUGAUGUAAAAGUUGCUGAAGUAAUUGUAGAAAAAAUUGAUGAUAAAAAUGAAAAACCAGUAUCAUCUGAUAAUCAAGUUUCACAAGAUAAAAAAAUAGUUGAACAAUCAAUUAUUCCUGAAAAAAUAAUUGAAAAAACUGUUGUUCCUGAAAAAACAGUUGAAAAAGUAAUUGUUCCUGAAAAAACAGUUGAAAAAACAGUUGUUCCUGACAAAGUAGCUGAAAAAAUACCUGAAAAAGUAAUUGAAAAGAAAAUUGUACCAGAAAAAACACCUAUACCAGCAAAAAUAGCUGAAGAAAUUAAAAAAGUAAUUGAUUCAAUGCCUGAAGCACCACCAGCACCAAUAAUAUCAUCACCAAUUAAUCAACAUCAUCGACAUUCAUUAAAUAACAGCAAAAAUCAUUCUCCAAAUAUGCAUACUCCAAAUAAAUCACCAAGAGGUGGUGGUGGUUUUCGUGGAAAUCGUGGCAAUCGUGGUACUCAACGUGCACGAAGAUCUCGUCGAUAAAUAAUUUAUUUUUCGUACAACAAUGUCACAAAGAAAAAAAAAAAAAACAACACACCAGUUAUUGACAAUUUUAACAAUGUUUUUGCAAUUAAAAUACAACAUAAUGAAUUAGUUAAUUAAAUGCAUUUUAGUUUUUAUUAUUUUUUUUUUUUCUAAAUAAAAUGUAACGUUUGUGAGUUUUAAAUAACUUUUUUGGUUUUUAAAUUAAAAAACUUAUUGUCUUAAUAUCUGUAUGUUUUUGGCUUUUUUUUUUCAUUUAAAUAUUUUUUGAAUAAUAUGAAAUAAAAAAAAAAUGAAUAAAUAAACAAAUGUAGUGUUUUUUUAUCAAAUAUAAAAAUGUAGACUUGUUUGUUGAAAUAAUUUCUUCUUUUUGUGAGCAUAUUUAUGUGUAAUAAUAUCAGUAAAUAAAUAAAUAAAUCUUUGAUAAAUUAUAGAAAA
Aphidius gifuensis is the source of this 3409-nucleotide messenger RNA. It is a transcript of the gene Pep, whose product is annotated as putative histone-lysine N-methyltransferase 1. Gene Ontology annotation, molecular function: zinc ion binding; nucleic acid binding. NCBI's taxonomy places the organism in Eukaryota, Metazoa, Arthropoda, Insecta, Hymenoptera, Braconidae. The transcript has 7 exons. Gene Ontology annotation, cellular component: nucleus. The record is from RefSeq and is a predicted model, not a curated record. The coding region runs from base 176 to 2971 and encodes 931 amino acids.